Molecule: messenger RNA, 752 nt
Organism: Limulus polyphemus (Atlantic horseshoe crab)
Lineage: Eukaryota; Metazoa; Arthropoda; Merostomata; Xiphosura; Limulidae
Product: kinesin-like protein KIF13A
Exons: 3
Coding region: 253-501 (82 amino acids)
Biological process (GO): microtubule-based movement
Molecular function (GO): microtubule binding; microtubule motor activity; ATP binding
Source: RefSeq, a predicted model, not a curated record
UGUGCCAUUUUUUUAAAUAAUUACACCACCUCGCUGUCUUACGAGCUCACGAGAUGUUACGUCAUAUAGAGAUCAAACAUGGCGAAUGUCGGCGUGUGAAGACUGUGUUUUCCACGCCUGAAAUCUGAGGGACGACAAUGUAACAUUGUUGUGUAUAAUAUAUUAAGACGAUUGCCCUGCUUGUAGCUAUUCCUACAAAUGAGAUUUUGUUUAGUUUAGAUUUUAGCGGAUACACAAAUAACUUAACGAAAUAUGGCAUCAGAUAAAGUGAAAGUCGCUGUUCGUGUAAGACCAUUGAAUCGACGAGAGAUAGAAUUGGAGACGCAGUGUGUCGUGGAGAUGAAAGAUGACCAAACUAUCCUUCAUCAUCCACCUUCCAGCAAGGCUGAAAGCGUUGACAGUAGGUCUGCAAAACAGCACGGAGUCUUCUGUUGUGUCAGAAUUUCGCUCAAAGCUACACAAAGGGCCAUUUUCCCAUAUCAGUUCCUAAUUUUGUAUUGAUAAGCAAGAGAGAGAAGGCAGCUAGUCAACAGUACCCCUCCUUCCACCAACCAUUCAACUGCUCUUUCCUAAUCGAACUCACAGCAGGAGGUCCUGUUAAUUAGAAGCGAGAACCGAUUUAAUAUUUUAAUUUUAUAACAGUUUAUUUCAUAUUUGGUUUGUGGUUAAAUAUGCCUCUACCUUUAUUAGAUUUUUAAUAACGAGUUUGUUGAUGUUUGACAAUUUUUUUCUCUGUUUCUUUGUGUGUAAGA